GCGCAUGCGCAUGCGCAGGUGGGCGGAUGUAAUGGUAGUAUUCGGUGACGUCACUAUUCUGAGAGGCGCUACGCUUGAUCACAGCCUUAGAGAGAUAUGAAGACAAACUAAGGAGAAGCUGAGAGUGGUUUUAAAGAUGCAUGUACAAUGAGCCAAACCUUUUUUUCAGGCCUUUCUUGUCGUUUAAACAGCUCUUUGGGAUUGUGGGCUGUGUUAUGAAAAGCGGGGCUGUUCGGCGUAUUCUUUCGGCUUCUACAGAAAGUGUUCUUUUAGGGCGUGCAACAUCAUUUGUUUAUAUGUUUUUUCCCGACUGUUACCUAUUUUUAAGGACUGGGAAGAAGGCUUAUUUUCUGUAUUCUACAAUUCAGCCCUUGAUCUCAGAUAAGAGAUGUCUCUACUGGAAAAGGAAGGCCAUACUGAGCUGAGCAGCACUGUUGCUGACCUCCGUUACAGAUUGAACAGUGCUAAGAAAGAAAUUGUUGAACUUGUUGCAAAACAUAACGAAGAGCUUUGCAGCUAUGAAAAUCAGUUUGCCAAGCUCCGUUCACAGGUUGAGAAAGGAGAGGCAGUUCGGCAAAACUUGGAAUAUGAGUUGGCUGUGGCAAAAAAGCAAUACAGAGUCGCCAAAAUUGCUGGGGAAGAAGAAAAGGCAAAUUCUGAUCGACUUCAAGCUCAGUUCAAAGUCCAGAUAGAUGAACUGCAACAAAAGAUGUUCAGUGUGGAGAAUGUUUUUCAAGCUGCGCAGCUUGGUUGGCAAGAAAGACAAAAAAUGUUUGAAAGUGACUUGCGAAAUCGCGAUAACAUUAUUCAGAACUACAUGAAAGAACAAGAAUCCCUUGUAUUGGAAAAGAACAACCUUACAUACCUUCUCCAGAAAGAAAAGCUGAAUGUACAAGAGAUGCAGCAAACACUGUUGCAGAUGGAGACUGAACAUUCUAGGAACCUGGAAACUUUGAAGGAGCAGAAAAAUGAGCUCAGUUAUAGUCGUGAAAAGGAAGAAAGGCUGCAGGGGGAGCUUAAAGAAGCAAAACAAAGAAUAAAGGACUUGGAAGAAAACGUGGAGGCUGAAAGAGCCACACAUCUGGAGUCUAAGUUUAAUUCUGAAGUCAUCCAGUUGCGGAUGUAUGAUCUUGAAAGGGCUUUAGAGGUGGAAAAGGCCACUCUGGCACAAACUCUUUCUGAGUUGGAUAUGAUGAGGAAGCAGUUCUGUGAAGUGGAAGCAGCUUAUUAUUCAGAAAAAAACAGCGCAGAACAGUUGACUGAAAAGCUCAAAAAGUCAGAACAAGAUUUUUGUAUGUUGGUUAAUCAGCUGAAAUCAGAUAUUGAGCAAAAAAACAACUUAAUUGCAGAACUCACUGGAAAGCAAAAAAGUAUAGAAGGCAGUUGUAUCACGAUGGAGGAGGAUCUUGCUAUUACCAAGAAACAACUUUAUUCUCUGGAGGAAGCUCACAAAGACAACCUGGGACAAUUGCAGUCAGUUGUGGACAACUUCAUUCCAUCCCAUCAUGAGGCCUGCAACGAGACAGUUAAACCUGCAGGCUUUUCUGUGCUCCUUGAGACUUUGAAGCAUAUUUUGACAGAUAAUAAGAACAGGUUCAAAGACUUGUCCAAUAAGCUUGAAGCAGGCAGUUAUGCCUAUACUAGGAUAACUGAAGAAAUGAAAUCUGCAAAGGCAAUGAUACAAACACUGUGUCACAACCUUGAGAAAACACAAGCUGACCUGGAAGCUGCCGAAAGAGAGUCACACAUUCUGCACACAAGAUGCACAGAUCAAGAAUGUCAAAUAGCUGUUUUGCAGAUGGAUUUGGAGAAAGCACAAAACGGAUGGGAGAAAGCGAAACUGAGGGUUUUAGAAUGUGACCAUGAAAGACAAAAUCUUGCCAAGGCUUAUCAGAAGGAUAUAGAGGAAAAGUUGACAUUCCUCCACAACUUGUACCAGCGUUUGGUUGCAGGCUGUGUCCUUAUAAAAAAGUCUCAGAGCUUGUUGGAAAAAUUUUCCUGGGUGGAGCUUUGCACUGUCCUGGAGGAGAAUGUUGAUUUCCUGAUAUCAGACCUAAACCAAGCCAAUGAAAAGGUUGCCAGUCUGGAGGGUCUUUGUAAGACCAAGUCUGAGGUUAUAAAGGACCUGCAGAAGAGCCAUGAAGAAUCACUCAAGAAGCUGACUGAAGAGAUGAAAACACAGGAAAUGUCUUGGCUUAAACAGAGGAGAGAUAUGGAAGAGCGUUUUGUAAAGCUCAUUCAGGAGACACAAGCAAAGGCACGGAAAUUUCAGAGUAUUGCAGUAAAGUCCAAGGACAAAAUUGCUGUAUUUGAAAAAACAAAAGAUCAAGUGGCUCUUGAAAAUGUUCACAUAAAAAAUCUUCUGAUUACUAAUGAAAAGGACCACAAAUCUCUUCUUGCUGCCUGUGCACUGCUGGCUGGUGCUUUAUAUCCUCUGUACAGCAGGACCUGUUUGUUGGCAUCCCAAAGACACCUUCUUCAGCAUCAGACCACAAUUUCUGUAGAAGUCAGAAAUGAAAUCUGGACACUGAUCCAAAUUUUAUCUGAGACCAAAGAAAAAAUUCAGAGUAAUACCAAGACGCAAUGCCAAGGCAUCCUACUCUUUCGCAGAGCUGUGAUUGUAGUCCUGACUGUGAACAGGCUUCAUCGCCUUGGCAGAUCCUGCAGUUCUCUCUUUACUUGGACAGAUAAUGCUUGGAAGGGUACUGGAAUCAUGGUUUGUACAGGAGGAACACAGGUCAUGGACAGACCAACAAGCAAGCAAGAUGAGCAGAUGCGCUGUCAGGAGGCUGUGAAUUGGUUCACCAGUUCUGAUCUUCUUACUGCUGUAGUUGCUUCAGUGUCUGAGUUGCUUGAAGUUUUAAAUAAAAUAGAUCCAAGUGUACCAUCUCAGGUUAGCCUAAUUCAAAAUGCUGCAAGAAAUUCAUUUUCAAAGCUAAUGAAGAAAAUUGCUAUUCAAAUGGAAAGUACAGCAGUUCCUAGUGAUAGUGGUGCAUCAUCUGGGGAUGCAGAUUCCCUUUUCCACAGACUAGCACUGGGGCUUCAGAGAAUCCAUUCCAAAGCCAGAGGGAUUCAAGAGACAAAUUCCAGUCCAGUUAUGAAAUCUACAGAAAUUUUGAAGAGCCAAAUAAAUGAGUUCAUACAGCGAUUACAUAAAGCGGAGGUGGAACGCCGUUCAAUGCGUUUAGAACUGGCACAGUUAAAGCAAAAAAUCUUCAUGCUUGAAACAAAUACUGAUAGCGCAGAGAGACUUAAUAGUCAAAACAGGAAGAGCAAACAAACUAAAGCAGUUUCUUAUGAGAAGUUUAAGAAAAUGUGCGAUGAGCUGAAAAAUGCAUUAUUACGGGAGCAGCAAGCACAACUCCUGCUACAUGAGCAAUCUCAGCAGCUGCAGGAGCUAAGUUACAGAAUAGAAUUGCAUUCCGCAGAAGAGGCAGAGAAGGAUCAGACUUUAACAGAAGCUGUCAAGAGUCUCUCUGAGGCUAAGUUAGAACUAGAGAGAAAAGGGCAAUGUUUACACCAACUGAACAGACAACUGGAAAGAAUGGAGCAGGACAAACUUCGGCUUCAAGAGGGCAUUCGUGAUGCUGAAAAUGCCCUGUGGAUGAUAGCCAAAGAUAGAGAAAUUCUGGUGAAGCACAUGAAAUCAGUUGACUCUGUCUUUGAAAAGGUCAGAGAUCAGAUGUCAUUGGGGUGCUCUUCAAGGAAUGAUAUCAUUCUUCAGCUUCCCAAACUGCACCUAGAGAUGCUACCUCUUCUGGAACACUCAGGCCGGCCAGAGUUCUUCGCAUGCCAGAAAAUGAUUAAGAGUUUCAUGCAAGUAUAUGAUUUUGCAUGUACCAAAUUAACUACCCUUGAAAGAGAAAUAGAAUGCCACCAGAAUCACAUUGCAGAACUUAAAUCUGAACUGAAAACUGCCUGCUUGCGUGAAAAUGAAAACUUUCCUCUGACAAGGUACAAUGAUAACAUCAAGGAAGUAACAAAGGCAGAGUAUCUGUCAGACAAAACUAAUGGCCAAGAUUUCCUGCCUCUUCAGGCCGAACCGGAGAUGUCACAUAGUCAAGUAAAGAACGGUUUAGAAAGCAGCAGUUUUCACCUUCUACCAACUGAAGCUUCCUCUGUUGUGUAUUACUCUUCACUCCCUCAACGGAGGCUUCCAACUACAUCUUAGUAUUUGUAUACAUACUGUAAUUUGUAAAUGUGUUAAACCAAUGAAAAUGGAAACUGUUAAUCAUUUUUUAUACAAAACAAUGUAUUUAUUGAAUAGUUUAUGCAUAUUUUGUCCAAUGUAACAUUUAAUGAUUUUAUAUAAAAAAAAAAAUCUAAUGGCAAUUUUACUUUUCGAGCAUUGUUUUAAUAUACUGAUAACAUUCUAAGUACUAAGUAUUUUUAACCAGCAGCUAAAGGCAACUACUUUCACUGACAACUUUGAGCAUGUAUGUAACUGCUACUUGUCCUGCAAAGUAGUAGUGAUGCCUGGGCAGUGUGAAGCUAGGCUGAUCCUAGUAACCACAUACUAUAUACCAACUUUACUGGUUGUCCAUCAGAUUAUUAAAGUUGACAGUAAGGUCAUGUAAGCAGGG
Xenopus tropicalis (tropical clawed frog) is the source of this 4583-nucleotide messenger RNA. It is a transcript of the gene ccdc171, whose product is annotated as coiled-coil domain containing 171. NCBI's taxonomy places the organism in Eukaryota, Metazoa, Chordata, Amphibia, Anura, Pipidae. The transcript is spliced from 24 exons. The coding region runs from base 389 to 4171 and encodes 1260 amino acids. The record is from RefSeq and is a predicted model, not a curated record.